AUGACCAUACCCACGGAAGCAGCUAACGAUGCAUUGAACAUCACACUGGCCGUGGUGCAAUCGCUCAUGAAGCGAUGCAUCAAGGUGAAAGAGGGCGAUCCAGAGGCCUUGAAGCUAUCAGAUGAGAUAGCUAGGUGCAUGGCAAGAGACUUGAAAUUGUAUAGUGGGAAUGCCACAUCAUUCUCCCCAUGGCUGCUCUCUUUUGCUGCCGUUGUGAGACAGCACUCUAGGGGUGGCGCCUUUCAGAGUGUCCCCGACUGGACCUCUGUUGCUGACGACGACCCAUGGAUCAAGGACCACCCACAAUCUGAGAAGACCAUGGUCUAUCACCCACCCUCUGUGCUUGAUGUCCCCGCAGUUGCAACAUCGAGCACCAUUCCCACCACCAUUCCCACAACAACUUCAACUCUCAUUGUCCCGCCAUUAACGCCCUCUGCUCUACCAUCCAUGCCAUGCCGUAUGGACCCGGAUCUCAUCACCAAGCCGAAUCCAUCCCGCACGGACCUGGAUCUCAUUGCCAAGCCAGUAGCGGAACCGAAACGAUCGUCACGGCCGCGAGCGCAAAAGAACCUGCCUCUUCUCGGGCGUCCAGCAGGUCCACCUGCAAGAUUCUACCACCUUUAUGUGGACAAAACUAAGAAGAAACCGGAGAAGGGCGUUUUGCAGGUCGGCAAUAGCAGAAAGAGAAAGGCUGAAGAUGAGGAUACUGAUGGGGCCGUUGUGGUUGUCACCCCCAAGUUGCCUUCCCCAUCCCAAGAGCCGAUGAAAAAGAAGAAGAAGUUGAGUCAGAAUGUCGAAAAGAGGCCAACAGGAAUCAUUGAUGUGAAGCCAAAGCCAUUACCGACCGUCACUACUGACAAGGUUGUGCUGCUAGGCGAUGACAAGGGUUUCCAGGAUGCAGAAACUCGGCCUGCAGAAUGGGGCUCGGAUGCUCAUAUCGCUACCCUGUGCCAGCAUUCUGUUUGUUACCAUCCUCGGCAGUGCAACAAGUGCACGAAAUUGGACAUACCCUGCAUUGUCCUUCCGGACAAAAAGUUCGGAUGCACGCAACUUGUGUGCGUGAAUUGCGACCAAAUGAAGAUUGCCUGUGCGAUCGACGGUGUCGGUGUCAGGCAGAGAAUGCAAGUGAAGGCGGCUGCAGCUACAUCAAAGCCGGCCGGACAUUCCAGAACGCGCAUUCAGAAGUCCCGUGCGAUCUCCAAGACCCCGGCUAAGAGAAUACUUGCCCAACCCCCUCGUGUUAAACUCAACAUAGUUGAAGAGCCAGAGCAACAGCCUAGCCUGCCGGCUGAUGCGCCCAUACCAAUCAUUGGCACAAGUCAAUGGCCGGAACAGGGCGAUCAGCUUGUGCCGACCAACCGCGCCGAUCCUGAGCCAACUGCAAGAGACAUCUUGCAGGGCAUCCGGGGCCUCAGCAAGAGAUUAGAUCUCCUGGCCACUAAUGAGCGUGUGGACACCUUGGAGAUAAGAGUGCAUUCGGUGGAGAAUAUCCUCCACCAGCGGUUGAACACACUGGAGCAACGGCUCAAUGCCCCGGAUGCCAGGUAG
Suillus discolor is the source of this 1548-nucleotide messenger RNA. RefSeq lists its product as uncharacterized. The record is from RefSeq and is a predicted model, not a curated record. The coding region runs from base 1 to 1548 and encodes 515 amino acids. Lineage: Eukaryota; Fungi; Basidiomycota; Agaricomycetes; Boletales; Suillaceae. The transcript is spliced from 7 exons.